GCAAUGCCAGACCUCUUCGACGAUAUGGGAGAGGCCGUUUCUGACUACAACUACGUCGUGAACGACCGCGAGCCCGCAGUCGGGGAAGUUCACGAUGGCCAGAUCGAGAUGGCCGACUUCAUGGCCGCGGCGCUCCGCCCCGUAGACGGCGUCCGCACAGUCUGGGCGUUGUUCGAUGUUCAGGAGAACGUCCCGGAACAGGAGUGGUCCGACAUCGUCAGAGCCAUCCAGACGAAGAAUUACGCCAGUUUGCCGCAGAACUGCAAGGUAAAUGCCCUGGCGCAGUACAAGGCCGACGACACCAUGACCAUCAUCAAGACCAUUCUCUUCGAGUCGCCGGCGCCCGUGUCCGAGGCGUGCGUGCACCGCCCAGGCCCGUGGAAGGCGAAGAAGGUUGUUCGCCGCAUGAUGCGCAGCAUCACAGGCAAGUUCGCGAUGUGGACUGCGUUGAAGCCGCGCUCUAAACAAGGCGGCGGCGGAGAGGGCGGCUCGUGGAACGCGCCAUCAGAUGAGUUGAGAGCAGGCAUUGCUUACAUCAAUAAGCACGCCGAGACAGACGACAGCCAGAACGAGAUGACGUUCUGGAUAUAUGACAACAUCCGCGAAGGGUCUGAUACGCCGAUCAUGGGAUGGCCAGAGGGCAAGGUUCGAUUCAUGGUGAACAACAAGGCGAGAGCAAAGAUGGGUUCAGAAACGCAGCAUUUCUACCCCAUGCUCACGAGUGACCUCAAGCCGGUGCUCGCCGACACCAUCGUGCCCAUCAUCAUGCCGUUGCUUCUGGAGAUCGGCAUCGUUCUCCUGGGCUGGCCUGGUCUUGGAAAGACGCCAGCGUUCAUCACUCUGGCAUUUGCAAUUGGGAGGUGCAGCGUCCGCAACCGCGGCGCUACAGGAAGGCCAGGUUGGCGCCGCGGUAAGCGUUUCGACGUUUUCCGCCACCGCGAGUUCGGCCAGGAGGAAGCGUGCUUUCUCGACGACGCUGAUCUUGGGAGCAUAGAUAUAUCAACCAUCAAGAACAUCCCCGACGUGGCGGAGGACACCGCGGCAGACGCGCGCUACAACGAUUGCAAGUUCCGCCAGAAUCAAAUGAGGGGCAUCGCAGACAACGCCGUCAACGAGGAGGACGGGCCUUCACCAGAAGUUGGUCACGAGAUACCGUUCAAUUCGUUUUACAAGAUGAUGCGGACUGCAUUCGCGGGCGCGUCCAAAGCUCACGUCAUGGCUAUCUUGAAGAGGUCCAUCGUGGGUGUUGGCGGCAAGCAUGGCUUUAUCUUGAGGCAGCUUAGCAAGGGCGAAGAUGCGCCCGUGUUCCGCUUCACAGACGAUGAUAUCGCAAACGAUUGGCUGCGGGAGGCGAACAAGCCGUUUCUCAACACAUUCAAAAAGGGCGCCCACACUUUGCCGCCAGAUUUGCAGACCCGCAAUGGGCAGGAGCAGAACAUGAUCGACGCGGCCCUCGCGAAGUACAACUUGCACACGCGGUCGGCUGACUACAUCCGCGACGCGAACGAGGAGCUCAAGAAGCACUUCCAACCGAGCCCCGCCGCUAUGUUCGACAACUUCAUUCCUAAUACGUUAGCGUCGGAGGAUCCGACGCCGCGAGUGCAGGCGCCCCCCGUGGCAGUGGCGGCUAACAGUACAAAGCGGAGCAGGUUCACCUCGGACUUCAGCGUGCCCUCCUGUCGUCGCAAGCUUAACAAGAAGACGCCCUCUUCCCCGCUGGCCCCGUCGCAGCCAGCCGAAGGGGGAAGCGGCGCAAGUGGGGGCGGCGGCCGCGCGUGA
This is a messenger RNA of Prorocentrum cordatum, 1779 nucleotides long. Lineage: Eukaryota; Dinophyceae; Prorocentrales; Prorocentraceae. The record is from the annotation of a GenBank genome assembly.